Molecule: messenger RNA, 2293 nt
Organism: Owenia fusiformis
Lineage: Eukaryota; Metazoa; Annelida; Polychaeta; Sabellida; Oweniidae
Source: the annotation of a GenBank genome assembly
GGAUGUUGAGAAUAAGAGGACUUUUCAGACAAUCCAAAAUUCAAUCAUAAUGCCAAUGUUUAACAGUUUUCGCAACUGGAUUUAAUCUCUGAAAGUGGACAUCUAUAAAAACAAGUUAAUGUUUUUAAUCUAUAAGUAGUUAACCUGUCUUCAGGCUUACUUUAAAGAUUAUUACAUGCAGCACUUCAUGAUUAGAAAAAAUGGCAAUGGCAAGAGCAACAUUUGAUACUUCUGGAAAAUACAAACCGAUUCAUCCAGGUUAUGCAAGACUGACAGAAUUUGUUAAUGUCACAGCUGCGAAAGUGGACAUUUUCAGUAAAUACACAGAUGUAGAGCUGGAACAUCAUACAAAAUACAUUAUGGACUUUGUCAGGUUAAUAUGUUCUGGUUUUGGGGAAUACAAUAAACUAUUCAAGACCAAGGAGCCAAUCCCCAGAGGCAGUUAUUUUGAUAAAACAAAGAUCAUCAGUCCAACAGAGUAUGACUUUCUAAAUCCAUUAUCUCUGUCUGAUGAUGCCUCAGUUCAAGUAUGUGAUGUAAGUGAUGACUGUGGCUUAGCAGGACAUGGAUAUGGAGUUGUUAAUAUUCACCCUGGACAACUGCAGCAACAACUACUUGAUCUUUAUUCAACGGAAGAUUAUGAUGAAUAUGAUUGUGACUCUGAUGAUGAUUAUGUUCUUAUCAAGCAUCCUCCCUAUGAAGUAAUUCUUCAUUCCUCACACGAUUCCCUUGGUGCUCCUGGUGAUGUCUACUGGUUGACAACAAAUAUAAGUGAAAGUCUCCAUACUGAAAUGCACACCUACUUAGAGAACACUCAUGGUUCACAUUACAUUGGCGAGAGAUAUCAUAAGUAUGAACAGCACCCUAGCUACACACUGGGGGAAUUCUCCAUGCAUGAAGAUCUACAUGGCCCUAGUGUGUGGCUGAGGGUGGGGGGACCAUUAGGCACCACAGACAUAGAUCUCUGUUUCUGUAUACGGGGAACACAGGGAUCUGUAUUGGUACCUAUAGAUUUAUAUUGUGAUAAGUGUCCUUCAUAUAUCCACUGGACUGAAUCAAUAGUGGAGCCUCAACAUCCUGGAGCCCCUGAUCACCAGUUACACAAUCCUACUGGACAUCAUAAACAGCUUUUUCUUGUAUUGAAAUACAUUUCACAUCUGUAUAGCAAGAUCUACUGGCAUAUCUACAAUGCGCGCUCACAUCUCAUCUCAUCCUACUCAUACAAACUCCUCAUCAUGCACCAUCAGAAACACUGCACAGGAUCUGACUUUUAUAUAGGAAGAUGUUUUGAAGAUGUAGUAGAAUACAUAUUCAAUCAAUUUAGAGGAGAUGAUGAUGAUUCAGAUCUAUACAGACUAUAUAGAGAGGACAUUUAUCUACCAGAUACAUAUUACCCUGAUAGGGAGGUGAGGGUUGUGAAUGGUUAUUCCAACAGGAUGGAACUUACUGUACUACUGUUUAUGUUGAAACAUGUCAAACACAGCAAUGACACACAAUGGUGGCAGAAACUACUGGAUGAUGAGUUCCCAAACAAUGUCUCAAGUGGUGAUGUUUUAUUUCAAUCCUUGUUAGAUUUAGUCAAACAUGUGUGGGAUGCAUUGCUACAGGGAGAGCUAACUGAGCACAUAGAUUGGCAGCAUGAGGAUGGCACAAGGACACAUCUCACAAUCACCAGAUAUUAGAUGUCUAACAAUACCAGAACAAUGAAGUGAAUAAUAUAAUACACAGCACUGGAAUUACUUCAUUCAACAUGAAUAACAUUUAAUAUAAAGCAUAAUUUAUUAAUAAGAAUAAUCACCAGCUAUAUACUGGGAUAAACUAUAUACUAAUUUUAGGAUACUAUAUUAUACAUAAAUGAUAACUAUACAUGUCAAUAUAUUCUUACGCACUAACAACAGGAUAUACUAUAUAUAUAAACUAUUAUACAUUGACUAUUGUUGAAAGGUUUUGAAUAUGAUACACCCGGUUAUAUGGAGAUAAUUUUUGGUAUCUUGAAAUGUUUUCUAUCUAGGGACAGUGUCAAAAUGUUGACAGUUUUGGCUAAAAUAUUAAUUUAAUCAUUAUGUAACCCCUCACCUAUUUUAAAACAAACAAAAAAUGUUUUUACUAUUUGCUUUCCAUGUUUACUUUGAUUUGGCCACGCUUAGUUAUCCCAAUGAAUGAAGUUCAGUAGAGAUAUAGUGAAGCCCUCCGUCCGUCCGUCAGUCUGUCAGUCCGUCAGUCAGUCCGGAAGAUAACUCGAUUACUAGUCGACAGAUUUUCUUCAUAUUUGGUGGAAAGAUGUAUAUUGGUG